AUGGCCUCCCAAGGAGGCCUCACGCGAAGGCGUGGUGCUGGAGGGGCCACGUCGCCCAACGGAGAGGACGAGUCCUCCAGCCGGGUCACAUCCCCUGUCCCCAAAGCAUACAACGAUCGAUCCCCCGAGACCGCCUACGAAUCCAGCGAGAAUGGCCACCGGAUCGCCUAUGACCCCCGAGACAUCAGCGAGAGCGCAGAACGGAGUAAACAACCCAAGCUGACCCUAAUGGAAGAGGUUCUGCUGCUGGGCCUGAAGGAUAAGCAGGGGUACUUGUCGUUCUGGAACGAUAACAUCUCAUAUGCCUUGCGAGGCUGCAUAGUCAUCGAGCUGGCAUUUCGAGGUAGAAUCAGCAUGCAGAAAGACUCCUCGAGGAGACGGUUCCCACUCUCGGACAGAAUCAUCGAAGUCAUAGACGACACCCUUACAGGAGAAGUACUGUGUGACGAAGCUCUGAAAAUGAUGAAGACGAGUGAGAAGAUGAGUGUCAGUUCCUGGAUCGAUCUCAUGAGCGGUGAGACGUGGAAUCUGAUGAAAAUUGGCUACCAAUUAAAGCAAGUCCGCGAGCGACUGGCCAAGGGCCUUGUGGACAAAGGCAUCCUGCGCACCGAAAAACGAAACUUCCUCCUCUUCGACAUGGCCACCCACCCCGUAGUCGACUCCGCAGCCAAAGAUGAAAUCCGCAAGCGUGUACGGAACGUCUGUACUAGCCGCACCGUCGUACUGCCUCCGUCGCAGUUCCUCCCCGCCGAGCUCGAUUUCCGCAUGCUGAGAACGGUGAGCAUGGUCUGUGCCGCUUAUGCAGCCAACGUGCUUGAAAAUGCUCUGGUGACACUGGGUCAUGAGGCAAGAGAGAGAGCGUUUGCCCAAGUGGACGAACUAUUGGCAGAGUAUUCACAGUGGCCCUUUGCAAAGAGGGCCGGUGGACAACAGGGAAUUGGAGCAAAUAUUGGCCAGGUGAUUGCAGACGAGGUCGAGAAGAACAAGGACAAGGAAUUACAGCUUGAGAUGUCGACAAGUUCUGCUCAUCAUCCAAUGCUUGCUCGGAUCGCAACCGCCGUCCCCUGCCCCAUCGUGAACACGCGUCAAGGAUCUGUCGCUGUGGUCCGUGAAUCUGAGCGAGAGUCCCGAAGGUCCCAGGCCCAUUCCACCGCUUCCCGAACUUGGACCAUUGACUCUAAUACCAGUACGAUCAGAGACAAUCGCGAGCGGGCGCUCAUACCAGCGACAAAUACCGCCGGGUCUCGGUCUCGAAGAGAGACUUCACGCCACGACGAUCGCGACCGGUCCCACAUCGCACACGACCGCGGUGACUACAGCUCUUCCCUGUCUCGAUCUCGCACUGUGUCGACGACUACCCGCUCACGCGGGGACGGACGACGUGACAAUCGUGACGAAGACAGCAGUCGCACUCCAAGAGAUAACGGCGUCGUUGAGUUGUCCGACCUGUUUGGGAGCAUGAGCAUGGCAAACACGUCUUCAUCCCGCCGAAGCUACCGUGGUGACUCAAGCCACAACGACACGCCGGCGUUGAGUCUCAUCACACAGUUUACCUGCACCCGCCACAGCGUCGCCCAGUGCCCCAAUACUGUCGGGGCCGAGGCAAGACGCCGGGCGGCGACCGACGAUCGUCGCCCGUCGAGGCCCGCCAGGCACGAGAUCCCCUUCCGCCGGCUCCUCGCACACCAUGACGUGAAGCAACGCGAUGUCAAGAUGACCUACCACGAGCAGGACCAUGAGAUCGACCUCGAACUCCCCGACUGGUUCCUGAUUCGUGUUCCCCCGGGGAACCUCGUGUGGAGGGACGAUGGGUGGGUGUGGUCGGUCUGCGACACUUGCUUGGCCAACGAAGGGGGAUGGCGCAAGUAUAGCCACCUAGAACGAUAG
Fonsecaea nubica is the source of this 1887-nucleotide messenger RNA. RefSeq lists its product as hypothetical. The transcript has 5 exons. Gene Ontology annotation, cellular component: cytosol; Golgi cisterna; trans-Golgi network. Lineage: Eukaryota; Fungi; Ascomycota; Eurotiomycetes; Chaetothyriales; Herpotrichiellaceae. Gene Ontology annotation, molecular function: phosphatidylinositol-4-phosphate binding. Gene Ontology annotation, biological process: retrograde vesicle-mediated transport, Golgi to endoplasmic reticulum; Golgi to plasma membrane protein transport; Golgi vesicle budding. Bases 1 to 1887 code for a protein of 628 amino acids. The record is from RefSeq and is a predicted model, not a curated record.